UUACCACGUUCCUUGGUGUUGGGCUUUGAGAGUAAUAUUCCAGCAUCACAAAACAUUUUUGUCAAAAAGCAUUUAUUAAAAGCGUGUAUAUUUCUCACUGCCCUACUGAGGCUCAGGAGUGAAGAGGAGAAAAAGAAGGACUUUAAAAUUCUGUCAUCUACUUUCUGCUGUCUUAGAAGUCCUGAAUUGCCAAGAACUCAGAAAACGAAUAAGGUCAGGAUCCCAUCUGUUGAUUGUAUUAAAAUAUAUGGUUGGUUAAAAUGUCUGGGGAAGCGUAAACGUGUAGUGUUGACAAUUAAAGAUAAACUUGACAUCAUAAAGAAACUUGAAGAAGGUAGCUCUUUCAAACGACUUUCAGUUGUUUAUGGGAUUGGUGAAUCAACAGUUCGGGAUAUAAAAAAGAACAAAGAGAGAAUUAUAACUUAUGCAAAUAGUUCAGAUCCAACAAGUGGUGUAUCCAAACGCAAAUCUAUGAAGUCAUCAACAUAUGAGGAACUUGAUAGGGUUAUGAUAGAAUGGUUCAACCAGCAAAGAAAUGAGGGGAUUCCGGUAUCUGGAACAAUUUGUGCCAAGCAAGCAAAAUUCUUCUUUGAUGCUUUGGGGAUGGAAGGUGAUUUUAAUGCAUCAUCUGGCUGGCUAACCCGUUUUAAACAGCGGCAUGGCAUUCCAAAGGUUGCUGGUCAAGGUACAAAGUUAAGUGGUGGGGAUGAAACAGCAGCCAGUGAGUUUUGCUGCAGCUUCAGGGAAUUUGUUGAAAAAGAGAAUCUACAACCUGAGCAGAUUUAUAGUGCUGACCAAACUGGAUUAUUUUGGAAGUGUCUACCAUCAAGGACAUUAGCUUUUGAAACAGAACACAGCACUUCUGGGUACAGGUCAAGCAGAGAGAGAAUCAUCAUCAUGUGUUGUGCUAAUGCUACUGGUUUACACAAACUUAAUCUUUGUGUAGUGGGGAAAGCAAAGAAACCCCGUUCAUUUAAGGGAACUGAACCUUCCAACCUCCCUGUCUCUUACUUCAGUCAAAAAGGUGCAUGGAUAGAACGUCCUGUUUUCAGGCAGUGGUUUGACAAAAAUUUUGUGCCACAGGUAAGAAAGAAUUUAAAAUCCAAAGGGUUGCUGGAAAAAGCAGUAUUGCUUUUGGAUUUUCCACCAGCUCAUUCAGAUGAAGAAAUCUUGAGUUCAGAUGAUGGUAAAAUAUUUGUGAAAUAUUUGCCUCCUAAUGUGACAGCUUUAAUUCAACCAAUGAGCCAAGGAAUUUUAGCCACAGUGAAGAGGUAUUACCGAGCAGGACUUCUUCAGAAAUACAUGGAUGAAGGUAUCGAUCUUAAAAUGUUUUGGAAGAACCUAACUGUGUUAGAUGCUAUUUAUGAAGUGUCAAGGGCAUGGAAUAUGGUAAAGUCAGUGACCAUUACUCGAGCCUGGAAUAAACUUUUCCCUAGUAGUGAGGAAAAUAUAGGCCUGAACUUUGAUGAGGGAGCUAUUUUAGCAGCUAACUUAGCCACAGUUUUACAGCAUACAGAAGGUUGUGAAAAUGUUGAUAUUGAAAACAUUGAAGACUGGUUUGAAGCUGAGAAUGCUGAGCCGAGUUAUGAUGUAUUAACAGAUAGUGAAGGGACACAAGGCCAGGUAGACCAAGCUGAUCAUGCAAGUAAAAAUGAGGAGGUAGAGGAAACGGAGCUUAUUUCACAAAGGCAUAUUAGCCAUAAAUCUGCUCUUGAGUGGACUGAGAAUUUACUAGAUUACCUGGAACAGCAGGAUGAUAUGCUUCUGUCUGACAAACUGGUAUUAAGAAGGCUUCGAACCACGAUAAGAAAGAAACAGAAGACUCAAAAUAAUAACAAAAGUCAGUAACAGUAUUUUUAAGUGUUUGUGACUUUGUGACUAUUAACUUGCACUGAAGCUUCAUUAUUUAGUAUUGUUAAUUCCAAAGCCAAAUACAUUUUAUAAAUGGAUUUAGGAUUAGCAAUGCCACUGCUUUCUUCCAGUACCACUGAUCAUUAAGAGUUAAUCUGUAACCUUCCUGUUGUUUCUAAACUUUAUUGUAUUAAUUACAUCAUGAGUCUCAUGAGGCUGGUGAUCUUGUGUCUUGUUUUGUACCCAGAUGACAUAGA
Molecule: messenger RNA, 2108 nt
Organism: Phascolarctos cinereus (koala)
Lineage: Eukaryota; Metazoa; Chordata; Mammalia; Diprotodontia; Phascolarctidae
Source: RefSeq, a predicted model, not a curated record